AUGGCUCCCGCCAAGCGCAAGCGACCCGAUCAAUCUUUCGACGGCAACCGACCCUCGCCCCACCGACCUGCAGAUACCGCCAUGGGUCAACGCGGUCGAGAUGGCCAUGAUGGUGGUGGAAGAGGUGGCCGUGGUGGCGGCAGGAACGGCAGGAGGAACGAUCGUCGCGACUCGACGCAGAACCAGGCUGGACAAGGCGCUCCCUACCACCAUCAACAACAAUAUGCUUCUUCACCGACGACCUCUCGCCACCAGACGCCACGAGCACCAGCCGCUGCCGCCGCCCCGCCUGCUCCUCCUGUGGAACAGCCCCCUCCUGCCGCACCUGCGCCAGCAGCGACUCUCCCGGCAACGAUUUCAUCCAACUACCCCUAUGAGAUUCUCACCGAUGACAAGAUUGCGUCCUGGGACAGCGGUUCGAGGCAAGCUCUCAUCGAACACGGCGUGCAGUCAAGACAGGAUGUCGACAUCACCGAGCUGUCCAGCCUUUUCCAGGAAUUCGUGCAGUCAGUUGCCGAAUACCGCCUCAACCCUACUGAUGCCGGCGCCUGUGUCAAAGAGAUCCUCGGCCCGGAAACGAAGGAGGUUAUUAAAGAUUCUUACUCGUUCGAGCCACACACGCUCUUGCUGGACACGAUAACCAUCAUCAUGGACAACCAACCCGACCUUUUUAUCCCAGAAUUUCGGGACUUCCUCAUUGCGACGGCCAUAUCGCCGACGCUCAUCCGCCAAGUGCUGGAUGCCCCUCUUCUUCAGAAACUCGGCCUUAUCCGGGAGGUUUUUGGCAAGAUGGCCAUUCGUCACUCCACCAACAUGCUUUACCGGCAGGCCAACUACAACCUGCUGAGAGAAGAGUCGGAAGGUUACUCAAAACUGGUGACCGAGCUAUUUUCAUGCGUUGAUGACUACGACACACCCACGACAAGGGAGGCCGAGGCUGCUUUCGAGAAGAUCAAGGGGCUUAUUGGAACCUUUGAUCUCGAUGUUGGCAGAGUGCUUGACGUCGCCCUCGAUGUUCACGCCACGUCUCUAGUCAAAGCCAGCAAGUUCUUCGUGAAGCUCUUGCGCGUCAGUUCAUGGUGGCCUCGGAGUAACACGCCUUUCGAUGCCAUCGUUCAGGGUGGUCUUCCCGACUGGGCUCUUCCUCUCCCCUCCGAACUGGAUGAGUCUGCUAUUGCCGAGGUGAGGCGCCAAAGGGACAUCGAAUUCUGGGAAAGAGCACGGGAAAAUCAGAUCCAGGCCUUUUUCGAGCUCGGUGGCCGACGAGCGUCAGAGCAGGAUCUCGAGCGCGCUGCAGCCGAUACUGCUGGCGCCGCGACUGAAGGCGAGGCCGUGAGAUCGUGGAUCACGGCCACCCUACGAUCCAGGGAUACGACCACCAGACCGAAAGCAGCCUCGAAACCUGACCAGGCGGAAGGCGCGGACAAGAAGGAAGAAGAUGAGCCCCAUGAGCAAAAGGGUGCCCUGGUCAUCAGCCUUUUGACCAUCGGGGCCAUCCCCGAAGCUCUCUUCCUGAUCGGCCGCUGGCCCUGGCUGCUACAAGGCUACACCGACAUCACAAGCCGGGUGAACAGGAUCUUGGAGUAUUCCAUCGACAAACUCUACCAAGCAACCCGACCCACCACAACAUCCUCCAUGGCGUGCCCCCCGAAGAAGGUGGCCGAUUCGGACCAGAGCGGCGUCACAAAAGGUUCAGUCCGGCGAUCCGAAAUCCCCAUUCGAAAAUCUAUGCGAUGGCCAUGGCCAGAUGGCCGCCUCGGCGUCAGUGAUCAGCACUACAGGUUCUACUGGGACGAAUGGUCCGACAACGUUCCAGUCUGCCAAACAGUCGACGACGUAUUCACCCUUUCCUCGUCGCUUCUCAACAUUGCAGGCGUCAACAUUGGCAAAAGCGAGCAGCUCCUUGUCAUGUUGGCGAGCAUUGGACAGAAGAGCCUGGCAGAGGAUCAGUCGAAACACAACCUGGACCGGUGGCAGGACCUCCUCCGCCGUAUCCUGGUGCCUGCUCUGAGCACGUCAAAGGGUGCUCCCGCGACAGCCAACCUUGUCUGGUCUCUGCUGAAACAGUACCCUAUUGCUACUCGGUAUAGCAUCUACGCAGACUGGUUCGAAGGGGCCCCCAACCGAGGCUCGGAAGUACGUCGAGCUGCCAUGGUCAAGGCCUUUGCCGACACGAAGUCUAAGGCACAAGGUGUCAUGAAACGUAUCUCUAAGGAUAAUGCUGUGGAGAUGGGAAGAGCCCUCGCAAAACUUACGCAUUCCUCUCCCGGCAUUGUUUUCAAGGUCGCACUCGAGCUAAUGAUGUCUUACGGCAAUCUGAGCGACGUCUUCGCAGACAAUCAGCGGAGUCGUACACAGGCAUCCUACAUCCUGUCCAUCAGUCCAUGGCUGCUUGAGCUGUCGAAGCUCACGGGCAAGCUCUUCAAGCGUUAUCGAGAGCUGGAUGCGACACCCAUCCUUCGCUAUGUGCAUGACCAGCUGCUACAUGGUAACUCGACAGAUUUGAUCAUCCUCUCGGAGUUGGUUGAUGCAAUGGGCGGUAUCGUCAACACAGCCGAUAUCGGAUAUGACGAAGUCAUCGCCAUGUCCGGCAUGGCCUUGCUUCAGCGACGAACGCUGAUCAGCCUUCAAGAUCGUCGCUUUGAACCAGCUGUCAUUGCGAGCGCGAAACGCCUGACGCAUGCCCUUGUUGACUCUCGCCUAGCUGGACGUCUGCUAGUUAACAUCGCCCAGUUCAGACAGUCUGCUACUUUCAGACUCUCGGACGACGGCGCGCAUGUCAAAUACCUUUCGUCACUUAUGGACAACAGUCACCAGAUCCUGGUUCAGUAUCUUGAUCUCUUGCGCGCGAACCUUGAACCUGCCGAAUUUGACCGACUCGUGCCCAGCAUCAGCCAACUCAUGGCAGAAUUCGGUCUCGACGCUAGCUUCGCCUUCUCCAUUGGCCGCGAGAGUCUUGCUGCUCAAAUCUUCUCCAAACCAACAACCGCGCCAAAACAAAGUUCGCAAUCAGCGCCAGAUGCUGAAGGCGAUGUGUCCAUGGGCGAUGAUGCGAUAGCCACCGAGCCUGCCUCGGACACCACGAAAUCCGAGACACCCGCUCCGGAAGCGCCAGGGGAAGCUCAUGUUACUGCGGCCACUAGUUUUGAUGCAUUGAAUCCCAUUGUCGAAUCCCUUCGCUCAACAACACCAGAAAGCGCCUGGCAAAAGAUCAGUAUUGAAUUCUUUGCCAUUUUCUGGGCCCUUCAGCUCGGUGAUCUUGGGGUUCCUUGGGCACCUUACCAUGCUCAGCAAGCUCGUCUGCAAGAACAGUACCGGCAAGUCACGAAAGAUCGCAAGCUUUUGCAAGCCCAGAAGAGUGCAAAACAAAAGGAACUGAAGGACACCAUGGACACUUUCAUUAAGGAAAGCACCCAACAGUCCGAGAGAGUCGCCAAGGCAAAGGUCCUCAUCACCAAGCGUAUGGACACCUGGUUCAUGGGUGAGCCGCUGAAACCUAACGGUGUUUCUGAUGCCAUCCUCGAACGAUGUCUCCUUCCUCGCAUCAUUCUCUCCAAGAUCGAUUCCGAGUACUCUUUUGCCCUCAUCAAGUACAUCCAUGAACUUUCGUGCCCUAACUUCCGUCUCAUGGCGCUGUACGACCGCCUCUUCAAGGCCAACAGGCUGCGCGGCAUGCUCUUCACUUGCACUGUACAGGAGGGCGUGUACCUGGGUCACUUCUUCCACCUCAUACUGCGCGAGCUCAACAAAUGGCACAAGUCCAGCGCCGACUACGAAAAGGAGGCCAUUGGCAAGAGCAAGAGGUCUGGUGGCUACCUUGGGUUUGCGACUGCAUUCGAUGACGAAGGUCAUCCGACAUCCCACCUCGACCACGCAGAGUUCCAGGACGUGCUAUAUGGGUGGCACAAAAACAUCAACUUGGCCCUCAAGGCCUGUCUUUCUGGCACCGAAUGGACUCACAUCCGCAACGCCAUCUCAUUCUUAACCGAGGCCCACGAGGACUUCCCCGCGGUCACGUUCAUGGGCACCCAACUCCAGAGCCAGCUUAAGACUAUCGUGACACGCGAAAAGAAUCUCAGAGGCGAUCUGUGGCUUACGGCACAGCGCGUCCUGGGCAACAUGGCUAAGAUGGAAAAGACUUGGAUUGCACCGCAAGCCUUCCGGACAAACUUGUCCACGCAAAGCGCUGCUCAAGGCAAUGAGGACGAGCAAGCAUCCAGCUCAGGCGGUAGUCUCCGAGCCACUGCACCAGAGUUUCGACCCUCACCUCAGAACGAGGACGGCGAAGUGCAGGAUGGAAAAGCUUCUUUUCCGCAGCGUUCGACGUCGACUCGAAGGGAUGCCAAAGGUACUCCUCAGUCUAAUCAGAGGGAUUCUCCCCGGCUACCGGUUUCCACGCCGAGUGGCCCGAAGCCCAUGCAUGGCGCGUUAUCUCACAACCGGUCAUCUACACCGAACCCAUCGGAGACGCUGCCUCAUGCUCCGGGUUCAUCGAACAGGGAUCCAAGACACCCGAAUAUGCCAUCAAGCCGAAACGCGUCCAGUCUUCCCCGCGGACCAGGUCUUCCACAGCGACCCCCUGGCCCUAUCCCAGAACACCAGCCAUUGAAUCGCUUUACACCAGCAGGACCUAAUGAUCGCCGAGAUGUCAGGGACCAUAGAGACCCCCGCGCGCCCAGAGACAGCCGAGAUGCCCGCGAAUCCCGAGACCAACGCGACACCAGAGACUCCAAGGAGCCCAAGGGUGGAGACGUUUCUCGACAAGAAAAUAGCCGUGAGAACUCAAGACCUGAGCGCCGUGGCCCAGAUGUACCUUCGAGAGAUAGUGGUCGGCUGUCCGAAGGCGAUCGACCCCCUCGCCGCGACCAUCUUCAAAGCGGUCGAGAAGCCGAAACGCCGAAGGAUAGGUUGCCGCAGAGCACCAACCAAGGCCCUGACGUCGACAGGUCUGGUCGUGAGGCUGGGACACCCGUGGGUGGCUCUACGGCAGCAAUCGAGCCGCCCAUCAAUCCUGCGCGUGCAGCCUUGUUUCAGAACGACACCCCCUCCCGUACCGAGCGACCCGAUCGUGAACGAUCUCGAGCGCGGGACGGUGAACAAAGAGGAGCGCAGCGUCAUCAAGGGCCGGAAGGGCCGGAGCAUGAUCGUUCAGAAAUCAUGAACCUUGAGCGACCCGUUCUGUUCGGCGAUGGGCGACAGGAGCCAUUGCCCCGACAACCGCGCGACGAUCCUCGUGAACGAGAUCGUGCACCGCGAAAAGACUCACCUGCACGAGGUGGCCGUGUCCACCCCGACCGACUUUCCUCAGAUCCCUUCAGAGACGCGGUCCGGGAGGAGCAGUUCGGCCGCCCUACUCAUCCUACAGAUGCCCGGAACCCUAGGAACCCACGGGAACCCAGAGACCCCAGAGACCCCAGAGACCCCAGAGACCCCAGAGACCCCAGGGAUCACAGAACGGACGAUUCCAGAGCUUCGUUCCAAAGAGGCCCUGAGAGGGACAGUGCAUUUAGUGGCUCAGACAGCAACACCACGCGGGAUGCCUUCCUUUCCAGGGCCGAACGCGACAAUGGGCGGCCCAAGCAAGACGACCAAUACGGACGCCUCAACAGCAACUAUCCGAUUGCCUCAGUCGUUGAUGCCCCUUCAGGCCCUAGAGGGCGAGGCGCACGACCGAACCCGAGGAACAACUUCAACACACCGCCUCCACCACCGCCCCGCGGUGAUGGUCGCCUUCCUCGUACCGGUAGCCCCGGCGCAUCCACUACUGAUGAUCGACACCCUCCGGCGGGACCGUCGUCAGGCCGAGGACAUCGCAGUCAGAAUGCCUCGGGUUCUACACCCAACUCGAAUGCGGUUGCUCCCGGCGUGCAUCCUGAUCGUUUGGCACAGAUGGGUCCACCGCCACCUGUGUCCGUUGGGGACGCUCAUUUACGUCAACCCACAAGCACCCCAGAUCGGCCGCUGCCUUUGGGUCAAGGAUCCCAUCAUAUCCCUUCUGGGAACUUCAACGGGCCGACCCCUGACUUUGCAACUCCCACCGGGCCCGCCUCAGGAGGUGGCCGAAAGCAGGGUGGAAGAAGACAGCUUGAGGGUAUCAACAGCACACUGCAACAGGCUCAAGGCAGACCUGACCCUAUCAAGGGUACGACCAUCCGAGGCAGGAGCAGUCGGACUAAUCUAGCCAACUCGGAUGCUCAGAUUCUGACGGGAGGGUCGCCGGUGUCGACGCCAGCCCACGAAGAGUACCAGGAUUCUCUUCAGUCGUCUGACAAGAGGCCCUAUGAGGGCGACGAUCAUGGCCGGGGGGAGCACGAGCGCGGUCGUAGGGAGCGCGAUCGCUCUGAACGAUCUGGUCGACCAUCUAGGAGAAGCAGCAGAGAGCGUCAGCGUAGCCCUGGAGGCCACGAGCGGGAGGGCAAGGACAGUCGCUCACACCGGGACCGACGUUCGGGCGCUGCAGGCCAUGGCUCGUCCUCUCGAGACGAGCAUGAGCCCAGACGUUCUACGCGUGAUCCGAGUGGCGGCCACCCCCGAGAGUCGCAGACAGGCGCGCUGCCUCCGAACAAUAGGGACGGCGCCCCCCGCGAUUCUCGUCAUCGAGGCGAUCGGGGUGAUAUGGGACCAGGAGGUCUCGUGGCGGAGGAGUGGAACGGGAGUGCCUCAAGGCACCAACGGAGCGGACAGAGAGACUCUGUGCUCAGACCGCCGGACGAUCGUCGCGACCCGCGGGACAACAGCAGGAAACGGAGGAGUGAGGACGCGAACGGGUUCUCAGUGGAAAAGAGGCAGAGGCGUUAG
Verticillium alfalfae VaMs.102 is the source of this 6798-nucleotide messenger RNA. RefSeq names its product THO complex subunit 2. NCBI's taxonomy places the organism in Eukaryota, Fungi, Ascomycota, Sordariomycetes, Glomerellales, Plectosphaerellaceae. The transcript has 6 exons. Gene Ontology annotation, molecular function: mRNA binding. The record is from RefSeq and is a predicted model, not a curated record. Gene Ontology annotation, biological process: mRNA export from nucleus; mRNA processing. The coding region runs from base 1 to 6798 and encodes 2265 amino acids. Gene Ontology annotation, cellular component: THO complex part of transcription export complex.